AUGCCUAGACUACGCAAACAAUCUGCUCAGCAGCGUCAACGAUUGACUGCACCUCGUGUUAAUAGCUAUCGUGAACGAAAUCCCAUGGAUCUGCUAAGAAACGAUGAAAAUUACCGACAUUUGGAACGAGAGCGUGAUGCACUUAGUCACCAACAACAUAGAGAGGAUGAAGCGUACCGAUUGAUGGAACAACAAAGGAAUACACAGGAACACUCGAUUCGGCGACAAGAUGAAAAUUACCGACAUUUGGAACGAGAGCGUGAUGCAGCUAGUCACCAACAACAUAGAGAGGAUGAAGCGUACCGAUUGAUGGAACAACAAAGGAAUACACAGGAACACUCGAUUCGGCGACAAGAUGACAAUUACAGGCAUUUGGAACGAGAGCGUGAUGCAGUUAGUCACCAACAACAUAGAGAGGAUGAAGCGUACCGAUUGAUGGAACAACAAAGGAAUACACAGGAACACUCGAUUCGGCGACAAGAUGACAAUUACAGGCAUUUGGAACGGGGAGCGCGAUGCAAUACGUCAUCAACUACAUAG
This is a messenger RNA of Musca domestica (house fly), 540 nucleotides long. RefSeq names its product involucrin-like. The record is from RefSeq and is a predicted model, not a curated record. NCBI's taxonomy places the organism in Eukaryota, Metazoa, Arthropoda, Insecta, Diptera, Muscidae. The coding region runs from base 1 to 540 and encodes 179 amino acids. The transcript is spliced from 2 exons.